Prunus armeniaca (apricot) is the source of this 171-nucleotide messenger RNA. The record is from the annotation of a GenBank genome assembly. Lineage: Eukaryota; Viridiplantae; Streptophyta; Magnoliopsida; Rosales; Rosaceae.
AUGAACCCCAACUCAUCCUCCACCCUCUGUAUCUCUAUCUCCUUUCCUCCCUAUGAAGCGAACCCAUAUAUGGAUUUUUGGCAGACUAUUGAGGUGUGCGAGCUUGAUGGAGGGCAAGGCCAUGGCGGCCGAGUUGAGGCUGGAGUUGAGCUGAACCGCCCAGAGGAGUAG